Messenger RNA from Acaulospora morrowiae, 289 nucleotides. The record is from the annotation of a GenBank genome assembly. NCBI's taxonomy places the organism in Eukaryota, Fungi, Glomeromycota, Glomeromycetes, Diversisporales, Acaulosporaceae.
AUUAUAACUCUUUUAAUCAAAGUUACCCAUCAAAUUACGAAAAUUCCACUUCUAAUCAAAACCGAGUCUAUACAGUUCGUCCAGUAUCAAUUAAGCAUCUCUUAAGCAGUGAACUGAGGCAUCCUGACGGCGAGCGAAUACUCGAUGGAAAACCUCUGGAGAUUGUAACAUUCGUCGCCAGAAUUAAUGAUAUUCCACGAACCGCUGAUUCAGAAAACAUUGUAGUUGAAGACGGUAGUGGUUCCAUCCAAAUUCCUUAUCCGAAGAACACAGCCACCAGCAAAAUCGA